AUGAACGGAUCCAAAACUAAGCUUAUCAACGGCAGUGAUAAGACGACAAAAACAGGGCGAAAAGAGCCUUCGAAUGGCUCAAAAACUACAGACAAGAAGCAGCAUUCACCUUUCAAAAGCAUAAAGAAUACUCUGUUACUCAGGAAUCACAAGCAUAGGAAAAGUGAACCCAAGCCGAGCGCCUCGGAACCCGAUUACCCCAAACUGCGAAAUCAGUCUGCGAUUAAUGAUUUGCUAAAAGAAAGGCCUACUCCAAAAGGCCAACAGCGACUGUCUGCGCAAAGAGUGACACUUUUCAAAUACAAUCAUGUGAAGGUCAUGAAUUCUGUGGCCCAUGGUCACCGAAGUAGCUCGGAGUCGUCUUCCUCUUCAACUGUAACCUCACAAUCUACUGUUCUCCGACGCCUCGAUUCGAAUGAUGUUACAACUGGAAGCACCAAAGCUAGGCGGGAAACGUGUUUGAUGUCCGACGGCCCUUUGGAAAUCUACCAGAUCAUUACUCAAAAUGUGAAAGCACCUGCUCAAAAAAUGGCAUAUCUGUGUUUAGGACGUAAAGACAACAUACUCCAUCCAAUACUGCCGAAGUUGCAAAUCACGAAACUCGGUUGUCCAGAAUUCAAAAUCUCCAUUUUGCUGCUCAACCCAGAGCGUUACUGGAUCAUAGAAUUCUUGCCUGAACCUGGGCUGGCCCAGGUCUAUGACACAAUAACAAAAGAUUUCGAAUCCAUGAUAAGCAGCGUAUGCUCUUAUAAGGUCGAACCAAAUUUGAAGAUUUUCCCAGCACAAGCAAAUACCCUGCAAAGUUCACUCAACCAACAUAGUGAUCCAUUGGAGAGUGAUGAAAGUGAUUUAGAGUACCUGCUUGAAGAUCUAGAGAGCUUUUCUGACAAUACAAACACCACAAGCGACAACGAAUCCCGAGAUGAAGAGCAAACAAUAAAUGACGCUUUUAGAAAAGCGCUUCGUAACAUAGUCGUAGCUUCAGACAACUCCGAAACUUUAAAUGGCUUCAACAGCAAGAGGUUGAACUCGUAUCAUGGUACGCUGCUAACGUCCAGGUUUGGACCUAGGUCACCAAUAGUGCGGUCUAUAUCGGUACCUAUGCGCCUUCAAGUGUUUAAUAAUGAUAGCUCUCCCUUGAGUCUCGGAACAUGGAUGGAUAUUAGCUCUGAAGAUCUGACGGAAAAAUAG
This is a messenger RNA of Lachancea nothofagi CBS 11611, 1191 nucleotides long. NCBI's taxonomy places the organism in Eukaryota, Fungi, Ascomycota, Saccharomycetes, Saccharomycetales, Saccharomycetaceae. The record is from the annotation of a GenBank genome assembly.